Messenger RNA from Schistosoma spindalis, 3534 nucleotides. Lineage: Eukaryota; Metazoa; Platyhelminthes; Trematoda; Strigeidida; Schistosomatidae. The record is from the annotation of a GenBank genome assembly.
AAUUAUUUACUUAGUUGCGCGUCACUUAAGUUUAAUAAUGUGUUACCCAGAUUCAGAUCUAACUUUUUAAGUAACAAUAUAUCUUAUAUUUAUGGUCAUCCACUCUAAAAAACGUCACAGUGAUUUAACAGAUAAAAAAGCAUGUACAUUUAAAACAAUUUGAGUCUCGAGAAACUAAACAUUAUCACAAAAUGCAUAAAUGUUUCAUUCGUCUUUAAAUCUGCAAUAUUAAGUUGAGAAUGAUUGUCGAACCGUCAUAACAAGGCAGCUUUCAAUUUCGGGUUUGUAUUUUUAUUGGGAUGUUCCAUUCUUGUUAAUAUUUGUGCCAAAUGAGUGGGACGAAGUGUGAAGAAGAUAUUAUCUCUGAUCAUAAAAUAACAAAUAUCACCAUUUCACAAAAUAGUACAAGCGAUAAUACUAGAACCAUAUGCAAACCGGCAAUUAAAACUACCAAGACUUCAGCAACAUUAUCAAGGAAACUGAAUGCAGAUAAUGAUGCUAAUAAUACCAAUAGUUUCUUAUCCUUAUAUACCAGAUGCAUUAAAAAUUCAAAUAAACGAAAGAAAAAACAUUUAAAUGAUAAUAAUAAUAACAACAAUAACAGCGAUCAUAAUCAUCAAUCAAAUUUUUGUUUAAAUUUUUGCCGACAUUGUUCAUCGAAUACACCCUCUACUUCAUCGUCAUCAUCGUCAUCAUCAUCAUCGUCAACCGCAGCAACUGAAGCGGGUGCGUCGGUAGCGGUUGUAGCAACGGCAGGACGUAAAGAAUCAAAUAGUUUUUCAUUUCCAUUUUCAUUGGAUAAUAAUAAUCAUGACAAUUUAAUUAGUUAUACAUCAAAAAAUAAUAAUAAUCCUGGAAUUAAAAAUACACUUACUCCUAAUCAUACAAAUAACAGUAUAAUGUCUAUAUCGAAUUGUUCAAAUCAAUUUAAUAAUAUUUCAAUUCAUCCUAAUCAAAAUGAUAAUCACCAUCAUCAUCAUCAACAACAUAAAAUUAAUGCUCAAAACACAUCUGUACAUAUAAAUAAUAGGCAAAUAACUGAUACAUUUCAUUGUAAUACCACUAAUUCUAUAGAUUAUCAAAAUAAAUCUAACACAAUCACUACUGUUAUGCCAUCUAUACCUAUAAUAACCACUAUUGAAACAAUAAAUAAUCAUAAAAAUAAUUCACCAAUCAUUAUCACUGAUAAUUCAGUAUAUAUUAAUGAUAAUCAUAAAAAUUUAUUAGAAAUAUCUAAACUUCCAAUAUAUGAUUCAACAAAACUUUGUAUUCAAUGUCAAAAUAAUAUUCAAUCUAUUAGUAAAGAUUAUGAACAUGUACUACUUUUAACAAAUAAUCAGGGAAAACAUGAUCAGAUCAAUGUUGUUAAUAAUACCAUUAAUAAUAAUAAUAAUAAUAAUAAUAAUAAUGUGAAUGGGAAUAUUGAGCAUACUACUGACAUGAUUGAUGAUAUCAAGUCAAAAAAAAUCAAUGAAAUAGAGUCAGAUAUUGAAGAAUAUGUUAAACAUGUUCAACAUAUUUUUGAUCACAUAAAUAUGACAAAGGAUCAAAUUUGUCAAACUGAUUCAAAACGUAAUUAUAAUAUUGAUCAAAAACAAUUAUGGGAUGCAUUUAAUACAAGCUAUCAAAAUCAAGAAAAAAUAUUUCGACCUUCACAUAAUGAUAUAAAUACAUAUCAUUUAGAUGAUGAUCUGAAUAAUGAUGAUGAUGUUGCUGAAGAUGAUGAUGAUGAUGAUGAUGAAGAGAUUAUAGAAACUCAUUAUGAUAAUGUUCAUAGUUGUCGUAAAAUGAACAAUUUCUCUAUUGAUAAAAUGGAUACAAAACGAAUUUCAAAAAUCUAUAGACAACUUCAUAAUUUACGUUGUCAAGUUGAAUCGUUCUCCUAUCUAAGUUGGCUUGGAUUAACCGCAGAACAACCCCCAACACAGAAAAUUCUAGUUCCUGGCUUUAAUGCACCAGCUCCAAAUCCUCAGAUGCACUUAAUUCGUCGAUCUGAUGCAGAUAGUCGGAGGAAUAUACAAGAAUUUAAACUUCUAUGUAAAGAACCUGUUUCUAAAGAAGAUUUAAUUGAGUUACGCUCAUCUACUUUUAAUAAUUGGUCUAGAACAGAUGCUCAAUUAAUACGUCUAGUUCGAGAAAUGUUUCAAGAACUUGGAUUUAUUGAACAUUACAAUUUACAAUUACAUCGAUUAGAUUUAUGGCUUGCUGAUAUUUAUAGACGUUAUAAUCGUGUUCCAUUUCAUAAUUAUAAACAUGCAUUUAUGGUAACACAAAUGUGCUAUGUUUUAAUCUGGGGUGGAAAUUUGACCAAUCUACUUGACAUAGAUGAUCAGCUUAUUUUGAUUAUAUCGGCCAUCUGUCAUGAUUUAGAUCAUCCAGGAUUCAAUAAUGCUUAUCAGAUCAAUGCUGGAACCGUGUUGGCGAUGAGAUACAAUGAUCAAAGUCCAUUAGAAAAUCAUCAUUCGGCUGUUGCAUUUGAUUUAUUGAGUCAUAAAGAAGUUGAUCCCUUCUCCCAUCUUUCGACUGCUAUUAGACAACGAAUUCGAAAAGGAGUGAUUAGAUGUAUAUUGGCUACAGAUAUGUCACGUCAUAAUGAAAUAUUAGAUGAAUUUAAUCGUCAAGUUUUGACUGAUUUAAACGCUGCAUGGGAAAUUGAUCCAAAUACAAAAAAGCCUUCAUGGGUUAUGAAUAAAACACAAAAAGAUCUUGUUAUGGUAAUUAUUUUGAAAAUAUCUGAUAUAUCUAAUGAAGCACGUCCUUUAAAUGUUGCUGGUCCAUGGAUAAAUCGAUUAUUAGCGGAAUUUUUUCAUCAAAGUGAUUAUGAAAAACUUGUUGGUCUUCCAGUUGCUCCAUUUAUGGAUCGACAUAAAGUGACUAAAUCAGCUAGUCAAUGCGGUUUUAUUCGUUUUGUUAUUUUGCCUUUAUUCGAAUCUUUAGCUAAAUUAUUACCAGAAGUUAAACCAAUUAUUGUUCAACCGGCCUUAGAACAAUUAGCCUAUUAUACAGAUUUACAAAAUAACGAAGAAAAGAAAACCAAUACAGAAAAUCAGAAAUCAAAUAAUAGUGAACAUCAUAGUGAUAAUAAUAACCAUCAUCAAAAUAAAAAGGAACAUAACAAAUAAAAUGUGAUUACUUCGAUUAAGUCUACUGAUCCUGGACAACUUCCAAGCAUCAAGUUUUUCUUUAACGUUACUAUCAUUACUGUUGAUAAUUAUUUUAUUGAGUCAGUUUAACCAUUGAACAGUCAGAUGUUUCAGUGUUCAUGGUUACAGUAGCGAAAAGAUUUGUUUUUUCAAUAACAAUAAACACGUUCACAAAUCAUUUCAGGUAAAUAAUCAAGAAAUGUACUAAUUUUCAUUUUGUUGGUAAUGUUCAUAUUUUUUAACGUCAUAUUGUAAAUUAGAUGAGUGCCUCCUUAGAGGUUCUUUGAAUGAGGGAGUCACCCUCAGUCAUAUCUCUCAUCCACUUAACCACUUUUGCUCAAUAUCUGUAUCAUUACAUCCUUGGAUGAUAUAUAUAUAUAUAUAUAUAUAU